GCACGCACUCUCCUCCAUUAGCUCUACGAAAAUCUAGAAAACCGGAUUCAGAAGGACAACCAAAAAGAAUAGAUGAAGAUUCUUCAACAGAAUCUCGCUCUUAACCAACCAGGAUCAGUCAAGAUCAUCCUGGAGGACGAAGACGAUCUAUGGCUUGCCUACAACCUUUUUGCCAAGGGUGACACAAUCGUUGCCGACACCACCAGGAAAGUUAGUCACAACAAAAACUCUGCCAAUGGCAAGAGGAAGGACUCAACUCGGGUCAAAACCAAACUCGAAAUCAGAAUCACGGACGUUGAUUAUGACAAAGACUCGUCGACAGUGCGCGUGCGGGGUAGGAACCUCGCAACCAAUGAACUCAUGGCGUCCGGUGCGUACCAUACCCUGGAGAUUGAGAGGAACAAAGAGAUUGAUCUUACAAAGAAACACUGGGACUCGGAUGCCAUUGACACUUUGCAUGAAGGUUCUGAAAAAUCAUCAGGAGCCGACCUAGCCGUGGUGCUCUUUCAACAAGGGUCGGCUCAAGUGUUUCUGAUUGGACACAAGGUCACAACCCUUGCAAAGGUUGAGGCUUUAAAAACCAACAAUAAGACCGCCUCAAACAAGUUGUUUGAACAGGCUUUUCAGGCUUUUGUAAAGCAUGUGCAUUUCAACACCGUUCGUUGUGUUGUGUUAGGUAGCCCGGAUUCUACAAAAGAAGAGUUUCGAGGUUAUUUGUUCCAGGAAGCACAAAGAUUGAAGAUGAAAUGGGUAGAAGAAAACAAGUCACGAUUUGUAAUGGUAAAUAUAGGGAACAAGAAUAGUUUGAAGGAGCUUUUGCAUGACAACGAAGUGAUGGGAUUGAUUAAAGAUACGAAAGCUGUGAUGGAAAUCAGGGCUUACAAGGAGUUUUCGGACUUGUUAUUGACUGAUUCGGAUCGUGCAUGUUAUGGGCCAAGGAGCGUGGAAACGGCACAGGAGAUGAUGGCCAUUGAGACCCUUUUGAUUACGGAUGAUUUGCUUAGGAAUAAAGAGAUUGCAUUGAGGAAAAAAUAUAUGGAGUUGGUGAAAUCUGUGAAGAAAGCAGGAGGGAAAGCGUUUCUGUUCUCGCCUAAGCAUGUUUCAGGAGAGCAGUUGGCGCAGCUGACCGGUAUUGCCGCCAUUCUAAGGUUCCCAUUGCCCGAACUAGAUGAACUUGUGCUUUGAUGGGAUUUAUUUACCAUAUUUUUCUUGUUUUAAUUAUUUCAUUCAGUUGGCAUUUUUUCUUUUUCUUUUGGGAAAUUUGAGAUUUCCUUUUUUGACCUGAGCUAAUGGCAAUACCUUAGGAACUCAAUAUUUAUUGAAUUUUUCAUAAGUUCAAUUCAUAAAUUAAUAUUAAACAAAUCAUUCUUAUUAUAAUGUCCGCUUCCUCAUGAAUUCUUAAAUUCUAGUUCUUUCAUGCCACUUAGUGC
Molecule: messenger RNA, 1430 nt
Organism: Theobroma umbraticum
Lineage: Eukaryota; Viridiplantae; Streptophyta; Magnoliopsida; Malvales; Malvaceae
Source: RefSeq, a predicted model, not a curated record